Messenger RNA from Colletes gigas, 1054 nucleotides. RefSeq lists its product as uncharacterized. Bases 360 to 659 code for a protein of 99 amino acids. The transcript is spliced from 3 exons. Lineage: Eukaryota; Metazoa; Arthropoda; Insecta; Hymenoptera; Colletidae. The record is from RefSeq and is a predicted model, not a curated record.
UUGUCCACUUUCCGAAAUACACGUACAAGCCUCACUGAUUAUAUUUUACCUAUUGAAAGAAAAAGAAAUUCCUUUUACUAUUUCUAUCUAUGAAAUUUCAAGUGUAUUCAAAGUUUAGAAAUUUCGGUUUGUCCAACUUUGAACCAAUAGAAUACGCCAUUGUACGUUGGGCAAAACACAGUUCGAUAUUUUUCGAGAUAUUGCAGUAGGACGUUAUUAUAUAAUCUUAUUCGGUGGCUGUCGGGUGUAGAGCUCGUUGGAUCUUGUGCAGUAAUUAAUAAACCUUAUUUUUACAAAAGAAACAGGUAUAAUUUCAUACAUCAGUUUCACUUUGUUAUUGUGUGGAGUUCGUUUGUAGUAUGUCUCGUUGGUUAACCCAAUUAUCUAAUACAAAUUUGAAGAAAGCCAUGUCUGCAGAAAAUCCAGGAACACCUAUGAAAUAUCCGUAUACAUUAAGCGCAAAGAUAGCUCAAUUUCCAUAUAAAUAUUAUCUCACCCAUAAAAGCAGUUGGGUGUUCAAAUUUUGGCUUAUAUCCAUUGUAGUGACUGCCCCUUUGUUUUAUAAAAUCCAAAAGCUCAGUUACAGUCCAGAGAAUGUUAAAAAAUGGGACGAAAUACAUCGUAAACAAUUUUUAGAAGAACCUGGUCAUCAUCAUUAAGUUAUGCUGGGAAAUAAUUUAGUAUAGUAUGUAAGAAUACAUCUAUGAAAAGAAUAUAUGCGAUUCUUGCAAAUUGAAAUGUCUUUAUCUCUGAUCAUUUUUGUCGAACGUUAUGUUAUGAACAAAAUUUAAUUAAAAGUCUAUUCCAAAAGUUUAUUACCAAAUUAAUUGUAUAAAACGUACAUGAUUACAAAGAACUGUUCCUACAACUGCUGUACAAUAUAGCGAAUAAUUAUAAUUUGUACCGUAGAUUUUGUGUAGGGCCACCCUAGGAUCUUCAAUUUCGUUAAGCUAGGCUGAUUUUCACGAAGAAAUAUAAGUACUGGUAAUGUGUUAACAAUUUAGCAGAACUUAAAAUAAACAUGAUUAAAUAAUAAAAUCUUUAAUUUUCAUUA